UCCUUAUGAUUGUUAGUGCAAGUUCUGGGGGCAGCGUGCUUAUUUGUUUAGCUAUUGUUGCACUCUGGAGAAUUCUGAAAAAAAAAAAUCUUCAAAACAGAAAGAAGAAAUUUUACCGAAGAAAUUUAGAUUUGUUAAGAAAGGAACAAUCUUCAACCGAUGAAAUUGUUACUGAAAGGAUGAAGAUCUACGAGCUAGAUGAAUUGGAAAAAGCUACCAAUUAUUUUGAUAAAACUCGAGUUGUUGGGGGUGGAGGUCAUGGAAAAGUGUACAAAGGAAUUUUAUCGGAUCAACGCGUAGUUGCCAUCAAAAUGCCAAAGAUAACAAAUGAAAGUGAGCUUAGACAGUUCGUUAAUGAGGUUUUCCUUCUUUCUCAAACCAAUCAUAGAAAUGUGGUUAAGUUGAUGGGGUGUUGCUUGCAAACUGAAGUUCCUUUGCUUGUAUUUGAGUUCAUAUCAGGCGGAACGCUCUCUGAUCAUCUUCGUAAUCACGAGCAAUUCUCACCUUUAUCAUUUGAAGAUCGUUUAAGGAUUGCCUACGAAGUUGCUAGAGCAUUAUCCUAUAUACACUCAGAAGCUUCCAUAACAAUUUUCCAUAGAGAUGUGAAAUCAUCCAACAUUCUACUUGAUGAAAGAAACACUGCAAAACUAGCAGAUUUUGGUGCUUCAAGGGCUGUUACUUGCGAUAAGAAUUCAAUAACUACUAUUGUUCAAGGAACUUAUGGAUACUUGGAUCCUGAGUACCAUCAAACAGGAAGAUUAACUAACAAGAGUGAUGUUUAUAGCUUUGGAGUCAUUCUUGCAGAGCUUUUGACUGGGAAAUUGGCGGUUCCUUACGAAAAAGAUAAUGAUGAGGUGAGAAACAUCGUUAUGGAUUUCAUUGCUUCAUUGACGGAUAAUUCACUUCUUGAGAUCCUAGAUCCUCUAGUUUUAAAGGAAGCAAAAGAAGAAAUUCUUCAAAAAAUUGCAAGACUCAUAGAGAGGUGCCUCAAACUAUAUGGGAAUGAACGACCAACAAUGAAGGACGUGGAGGAAGAACUCAAAGCUAUGAGAGCAAAGAAACCAAACGUUGAUCCUAAUAGCCUGGAAGGAACUGCAUCAAUUGAUAAUCGCUUAGAUCAUGGUGUUAAUAGUCUUGAAGGAACUGCAUCAAUUCAUACUUGCUUUGAAAUUGAAGCUAAUAGUCUUGGAGGCACUGCAUCAUUUCAUACUUGCUUUGAUAUUGAAGCUAAUAGUCUUGAAGAAACUGCAUUAAUUGAUAGUUCCAUGUAGUAACAGUAUGGCUUGCAACACUAGUCAACUUAUAGAUAAGUAUAGUGGUGUAUAUGAGCUCGAGAAGACAAUGUAUAUAUCUGUGAAAACACA
Messenger RNA from Zingiber officinale, 1364 nucleotides. Its product is annotated as wall-associated receptor kinase-like 8. Gene Ontology annotation, molecular function: protein serine/threonine kinase activity; ATP binding. The transcript has a single exon. The record is from RefSeq and is a predicted model, not a curated record. NCBI's taxonomy places the organism in Eukaryota, Viridiplantae, Streptophyta, Magnoliopsida, Zingiberales, Zingiberaceae. The coding region runs from base 6 to 1271 and encodes 421 amino acids. Gene Ontology annotation, cellular component: plasma membrane. Gene Ontology annotation, biological process: cell surface receptor signaling pathway; protein phosphorylation.